Messenger RNA from Hylaeus anthracinus, 387 nucleotides. RefSeq lists its product as uncharacterized. The record is from RefSeq and is a predicted model, not a curated record. Bases 1 to 387 code for a protein of 128 amino acids. The transcript has a single exon. Lineage: Eukaryota; Metazoa; Arthropoda; Insecta; Hymenoptera; Colletidae.
AUGGUCUCUGCCCAGAGAGCGGGCCUCAUCAAGGUGUGUAAGGCAUACCGGAGCGUCCCCAAUGAUGCGCUCCCGGUUAUAGCGGGUAUAUGCCCCAUCAUCCUCAAGAUAGAGGAGAGGGUGCUCAUCUUUCUACACCUCGAGGAGCAUGCGGCCGAUCCGCGGACCCGAUCCGAGGCGGACAUUCCGGCUGCCAUUGAGCACGUCAGGAAUGAUGUGCUCGAUAAAUGGCAGGCGGAAUGGGAUGCCGGCGGUACUCGCCGUGUCACCCAUGCCUGGAUUCCAAAUAUCCGGGCAUGGUUGAGGAGACCCCACGGAACGACCAGCUAUUGGCUGACCCAGGCGCUACGGGGCAUGGGGUCUUCAAUGCCUUCCGAUACCGGAUAA